Molecule: messenger RNA, 1635 nt
Organism: Camelina sativa (false flax)
Lineage: Eukaryota; Viridiplantae; Streptophyta; Magnoliopsida; Brassicales; Brassicaceae
Product: zinc finger protein CONSTANS-LIKE 6
Biological process (GO): regulation of DNA-templated transcription
Cellular component (GO): nucleus
Molecular function (GO): protein binding; zinc ion binding
Source: RefSeq, a predicted model, not a curated record
AACGUAGUCUCUCUUUUUCUAACCACUUCUCCAAAACUGAAACCUUUGUAGAGAGAACUCAUAGUUCGAUAAAACAUUCUUUUUUGCAACUGAGACUUGGCAACUUGUUUUUGCUCAAAGUGUGACUCCUUCUCGUUGAUGGUGAUAAGUAUUAUAUGAUGAAAAGUUUGGCUAGUGCGGUCGGUGGGAAGACGGCGAGGGCAUGUGAUAGUUGCGUGAAGAGGCGGGCACGUUGGUAUUGCGCAGCUGACGAUGCUUUCCUUUGCCACACGUGUGACGGUUCGGUCCACUCUGCGAACCCUCUUGCUCGUAGGCACGAGAGGGUCCGCUUGAAAACGGCUAGCACCGGAAAGCAUCGCCAUGCGUCCUCUUCCUCACCGCCUCAUCAAGCUACGUGGCAUCAGGGAUUUACUCGUAAAGCUCGGACCCCACGCGGGGGAAAGAAGAGCCACACGAUGGUUUUUCAUGAUCUUGUGCCGGAGAUGAGCACGGAGGAUCAGACGGAAAGCUAUGAGGUGGAAGGGCAGCUCAUCUUUGAGGUGCCGGUGAUGAACCCGAUGGUUGAGGAGCAAUGCUUUAACGAAUCCGUCGAGACAAAGAUCGAGUUUCCGAUGAUGCCCGUGUGUUUCAAGAGCAGCGAUGAAGAAGACGAGGAUAACGCUGAAAGUUGUCUGAAUGGUUUAUUCCCAACUGACAUGGAACUGGCUCAGUUCACAGCUGACGUGGAAACUCUCCUUGGUGGAGGGAUAGAGCGAGACUUUCAUCCCACGGAAGAUCUAGGGUUAGGUCAGAUGUUGAAGAUCAAAAAAGAAGAGGUUGAGGAAGAGGAAGGAGUCGCGACCAGAGAUGUGUGUGAUCUUAAUAAAGUUGAUGAGACUUCUCCAUUUGAAAUAAGCUUUGACUACGAAUACGCAUCCAAGAGCACAUACGAAGAAGAAGAAGAAGAAGAAGAAGAAGAAGAAGAAGAAGAAGAAGAAGAAGAAGAAGAAGAUGAAAAAGAAGACGUGAUAAAGAAUGUUAUGGACAUGGGAGUGAAUGAGAUGAGUGGUAACAUUAAGGAAGAGAAGAAGGAGAAGGCUCUUAUGCUUAGAUUGGACUACGAAUCGGUUCUUUCCACUUGGGGAGGCCAAGGGAUCCCAUGGACUGCUCAAGAGCCAUCUGAAAUAGACCUCGACAUGGUUUGUUGUCCAACCGAUUCCAUGGGUGAAACUGGAGCAGAUCAAGCUCACCACUACAACCACUUUCGUGGCCUAGGGUUACACAUGGGAGAGGCUGGGGAUGGAGGAAGAGAGGCCAGGGUUUCAAGAUACCGAGAGAAAAGAAGGACAAGGUUGUUCUCCAAGAAGAUAAGGUAUGAGGUACGCAAACUGAAUGCAGAGAAAAGGCCUCGAAUGAAAGGAAGGUUCGUGAAGAGAUCUUCAAUUGCUGCUGCUCACUAAAGAACUUGAUUAAUUAUGGAAUUUUUUUCUGCCCUCUUCUUGCUUUUUUGGUGAUAGUUGCUAGCUUUCUUUUUCUGCAUUGAUAGAGAUUUUUGCACGUUUUGUGAGCUACGUAUGUACAUAUGAUAUAUAUCACCAAAAAUGUGACUAUCUUGUAAGCACUGAUCUAUAUAGUUGAUAUACCGUAAAUUUUGAA